Messenger RNA from Chelonoidis abingdonii (Abingdon island giant tortoise), 3230 nucleotides. NCBI's taxonomy places the organism in Eukaryota, Metazoa, Chordata, Testudines, Testudinidae. The record is from RefSeq and is a predicted model, not a curated record.
CUGAUGUCACAGGUGUUGUGUUUCCAACCUCCGGCUGGAAAACGAGUUUGAGCAGCCGCUGCCCCCCCAGCCGGGACCAGAGCCGGACGCGCGGGCAGGGGUUCCCCGGGGCUGCUGUUCCCACAGCAACUCCGGACACCUGGGUCCUGCCUGCGUCCUUGGAGCAGAGGGAGGAGACGCCUGGAGAAUCCAGAGAUCGCCCCCCCCCGCACAGAUUGAGGGGUCUCUGGCCAUGGUUCUCCAGGAGAAUGAGCCCCUGGCAGGGCUGAGCCAGACCUCGCGAUGCCCUGUCUUGGCCCCCGCAGGGCAGGACAGGUGGAGGGGGCCGUUUGCAGCCCAGGGCCCCGGGGCAGCCCAGGUCCAGCUGGUGGGCAAGGCCGACUGUCCCUCCUCCAGCUCCGGGGGAGCCACGAGCGACAGCCCUGAGGAGGACGAGGCCAGCAGCACGGAGAGUGCCCAGAAUGGGGACGAGAGCCCCCAGGCGGGUGCAGAGGGGUCCCGGCUGCGGGGAGAGCAGGACGAGGCGCUGGGCCGGGUAGCGGAGUUGGAGAGUCGCAUCAAGGAGCUGCAGCACCAGCAGAAGGAGAUGAACAUUGAGAUGAAGCUGGAGGGGGCGUUGCUGGAGGGGGAGCUGGCGGCCGAGUGGCGGGAGGUUCAACGCGAGGAACAGCUGGUCCUGCAGCUACAGAGGAGGUUCGCAGAGACGGUGCACCGGUGCCACACCGAGAGAGAGAAGGAGAACGCUCGGCUGGGGAAGGAGCGGCGCAAGGUGGAGGAGCUCCAGAGGCAACAUGCUGAGUCCCAGACCCACCUGGAGACCCAGCCCGAGAGCAUGCGGGAGCGGAUGCAGAGCCAGCUGCAGCAGACGUCAGAGAUGCUGGAGGGGGCGCUGAGGAGCUACGAGGACCUGGAGUUCCAGCAGCUGGAGCGUGAGAGCCGCUUGGAGGAGGAGAAGGAGGCGGCCUGCCAGGCCUUGGCCCGCCAGAUAGCCCAGGUCCAGGAGAGCCUCAAGGAGAGAAAGAGGAAGGUCCGCAGGCUGGAGGCCCAGGUGCGCUCGGUGCAGGAGCACAUGGCGGGCGAGUGCCGCAAGCUGGUGCAGGAGAAGGGAGAGGCCGUCCAGAGCCUCAACUUGGAGACGCGUCGCUGGAGGACUGGGCAAAACCUGGAGGACAGACAAUACUUGAGUAAUACACAGGGGAAACUGAGGCACACACAGAGUCUUCAGAGAAGACAGGCAGAAUGUUCCCACUUCCUCACACCUGGGCAGGUGGGGUCAUGUUGCCACCUGCUGGGAGGGCUGGGAGCCCCACCCCUGCCGUGUCCGUGUGUCUGUCUGUACGUCAAUGUCUCCGUGUCUCUGCAGCUCAUGUUCACCCAAAAGACGGAUCGGAAGGUCGUGGUGCUGGGCUGCGACCAGCGCGACCCGGCCUGUGUGUUCUCCGUCCGCAGCUCCGUCCAGAGCUCCUUCGGGCUGCAGAGAUCGAGGAGCCUGCCCCGAAGACGGGGGGACCGGCCGCCCCCCCGCCCCACUCAGCGCCCCCUCUCGCUCGAAGCCAACGGGGGGCUAGACUCAGAUGUCCUGGCGCUGCAGCUUUCGGCGGGGGGCGACCGGCGCUGCGUGCCACUCAGACAUCUCAACGCCCCCUUACACCCGCUGGGGGGGCCAUACAGCAGCGUGAGCUCCUGUGUCACCAAAUUGGCUGAAAUGGAGCGGAUGGUGCGGGAAGCCAUGGCAGAGAGAGAGCGGCUGCUGCAGGCACGGGAGGCGAAACGAGUGGCCCAGGGGGAGACACAACACACGGAGCCGCCACCCCCUGCCCAGGACCGGAGCCCGGGGCCGGCGCGGGAGCCCCCUGCCACCGCCCCCCUGGACCUGCGCGCCCACCUGGAGGCUUCGGGGCACAGCCUGGAGACCUGCCCCGAGGUGCGGGUGACGGGCAGGGCCUGCCGCGGCUUCCUGGUGAAGAUGGGUGGGCGCAUCAAAACGUGGAAGAAACGUUGGUUCUGCUUCGACCGCCAGCGGCGCCUGCUGGCCUACUACGUGGACAAAGAGGAGGCGAAGCUCAAGGGCGUCAUCUACUUCCAGGCCAUCGAGGAGGUUUAUUAUGAUCACCUGCGCAGCGCCUUCAAGAGCCCCAACCCCAAACUGACCUUCUGUGUCAAGACUUACGACCGGCUCUUCUGCCUGGUGGCGCCCAGCGCUGAGGCCAUGCGCAUCUGGAUGGACGCCAUCGUCACGGCCGCCGAGGAGAACACCCGCUACUGAGCCGGGGCGCGGAGCCCCCCAGGGACCCCCCACAGACUUUACCCACCUGGUGGGCGUGGCCAGCUGGGCCAUUGGCUCCGCCCCUGGGAGGGGCUUGAGGGCAGGGCAGCCAAUGGGGGGUGGACUUGGUUUUUGAAGGUGUGAAGCCGUGCUGGCCCCGCCCAUUUUGACCUCGGCCAUGGCGGGGAGCAAUGAAGCGCACCGUUUGCCUCCAAUCACAGCAGGGCUCUUCUAAAACACUGAUGCUCCUGGAAGUGGGACCAAUGGGAGGCAAGUGGCUUUGAAUCCUGACCAAUGGGAGGAGGCUCACUGAGAAUUCUGGCCAAUCAGAGGAGGCUUAGUUUGAAGGCCGGGCAAUUGGAUGUGUGUUCACCUGGGACCUGCACCAAUCGGUGGAGAGAAGGGUUGAGGCCUGGCCAACAGGAAGAGACUUGUUCAGAAUCUGCAUCAAUAGGAGGAGACCUGCCUUAAAUGCUAACCAAUGCCGGUGGGGUGGGGAACACUUGGUUGGAAUUCCCACCAAUUGCAUGCGGCCUGGCUUUGAAACCUGGCCAAUUACCCAAAAGACUCAGCUGGAAUUUGCACCAGUGGGAGGAGACAUGGACUGAACUGACCAAUGGCGGCUUGGACUCCCCAUUGAUGGUCUGAAAUCUCAACUAAUGGGAGCAGGCUUCAGGGAUGCACCAAUCGGAGGAGACCGGGAUCGAACUGACCAAUGGUGGCUUGGAUUUCCCAUUGGCUGUCUGAAAUCUUGACCAAUGGGAGCGGGCUUCAAGGAUGCACCAGGAUCGAACUGGCCAAUGGUGGCUGUGCUUGGAGGGCGUUGUGGCCUAGUCCUGACCAAUGGGGAGUGUGGAGUCUCUUGCAUAGGACAGCAAAGAGUCUGUUGCCUGUAUGGCCUUUCCCAGCAUGCUUUGUGCCAUGUGGCCAAGGCCCAGGGGGCUGGGGCUGAGCCCAAAGGUGU